This is a messenger RNA of Alternaria viburni, 762 nucleotides long. RefSeq lists its product as uncharacterized. Lineage: Eukaryota; Fungi; Ascomycota; Dothideomycetes; Pleosporales; Pleosporaceae. The record is from RefSeq and is a predicted model, not a curated record. Bases 1 to 762 code for a protein of 253 amino acids. The transcript has a single exon.
AUGUCCACUUCGCUGUUCCUUUCGCUGCCUGGCGAGCUUCGCAACCGCAUCUACGAAUACUGCGUCGAGCCAAAAGCUAUACAACUGCCACGAAUGCCCAAACGACCAGAGAAGCCUUACGAACAUGUUCGCCUUGGACUGUACGGCGGUUUUCGCAACGUGUGCCGGCAGACACGCGCAGAAUUCGGGUCAAUGUACAUGGCCAAGACGGUCCUUGUCAUCCACCAGGUCACCGCGCAAAAGUUCUUCUAUUCCUUCUAUCCUGGACUGAGGAAACAAAAUGGAAUUGGAAACGAACCGCUACAGCCGGGCCGCACGAACGACGAGCUUCCUGUGUCGACUGGCGUUCCUGGCGUGCAAGGCAAUAUUCGAAUUACCACAUACUACGGGCUCCGAUACGACGCGAGACUACUCGCACGUCUUUGCGCAAAGUACCCCUCCGUCAAGGUCGCGUUCACAGAUGCUAGUGCAUGUCUUGAUCUUGCGUCCUCCGUCGACGACUUCUUCGCCCACAUCUCGUCCGGCGCUUUUCGUCCGCACUUGGAGCUUGUGUUUCAAAGGAUCGAGAUUACCUGCAGCACCGUGCCUGAGAUAUGUUUCACCUUCUAUUCGAGGGAGAUAAUGGAAGAAGCCAUGAAGCGGGUUGGGGAGGUGGACUCACGGCAGGCUUUGAUUGAGAUGGGUGCGCCGCCCAUGGAUGCGUUUGCUAUACUGUUCACGGAUGCUACGAGCGUGUAUAAGCACUCCGCACCGCAGGCUUGA